Psilocybe cubensis is the source of this 1080-nucleotide messenger RNA. RefSeq lists its product as uncharacterized. Bases 1 to 1080 code for a protein of 359 amino acids. The transcript has 5 exons. NCBI's taxonomy places the organism in Eukaryota, Fungi, Basidiomycota, Agaricomycetes, Agaricales, Agrocybaceae. The record is from RefSeq and is a predicted model, not a curated record.
AUGUUGGUACCCAUCCCGAUCAUUGGGAAUAUCGUCAGAUACAGGGCGACGUACUAUCCCAAGAGCACUCUUGACCAGGUGGAUGCAGAGGUUGCGCUUCCACCUACUUCCGCUGCUGUCGAUGUGCCGCUGGAUAGCACGGUGAAGUCAAAGGAUCCUACCGUGCUCAAAGGCACGGCAGGAGCUGAGCCUGUGGUGCCAGAUAGCGCUGUCGUUACGGAACCCCUACUUAUCGACGGGACACCCUAUGGAGAGCUGGUUCCCGAGUUGACGGGUCCCCCGACGCUUCUUGGGGUUGCGAAGAACGUCUGGAACCGGGAGCACAUUUCUGGGACGUUCAGAGGCAUAUUCCCAGGACUCUUCUUCCCGUUCAUUUUCUUCCGUUUAUAUGUUACCCCAGGCCCUUGUGUAUACUUGGUGUCCUACUAUGAAGCGAUUAUAAAGAACUUGUUUUACAUCCCUUACCUCAUUUUAACAUACAGAAUCAUCGUAUGCCAACAGAAGCUCAACUUUGGAAAACCCAAGUCCGUCUUCCGCACCAUCUUCUCCGAGUACGAGCGCGCGCACCCCUUCCGCGCAAUACGCCACUCGCCGUUCAUCCUGCCCUUCCUCUGCCUGCUCUGCAUCGACCUCCUCCUCCUCCCGCUCCUGCGCACCCCGUUCUACAACCUGGGCGACCUCACAGCGGAGGGCUUCGACCCGACUGACGAGAAGUACCAGGGGCAGCCCUGGACGGCCCUUGUGCAGGAGCUUUUGAAGAAUGUUAUGUGGGGGACGAUUGCGCGGAUGGUGGCGUACCCGCUGCUUAUGGGUGCGGUGGCGGUGGUGAUGGCGCCUGUGGAUGUUGUCCUUACGCGCUUGGCGAUCCAGCCUGUCCAUGAGCCGAUCGAACAGGAGAGGGAGUCUGAGAAGAUGCUUAUGGUUGCGCCGCCUUCGUAUUUGCACUUGACUACUGAGCAAAGGCCGUAUGCCAACUUUUUGGACUGCUUCCAGAGGAUCAGGAAAGAAGAAGGUUGGGGUGUAUUUUACCGAGCGUGGUUCUUGACGUUCUUGGGUUACUGCCAUCCCGCUCUCCGGUAA